AUGCUUAUAGUAAUUGCUGGCUUAUUAUCAAAUUUUAAUGUGUUUGCCAUUAAUUUAUUAAUAAAAAUAAUGAUAAAUGAUAGUAAAGCCAUGUCUGAAGAAGAGGAAGAUACAGAAGUAAAAAUUUAUUGGGGAGAUUGCAAUGAUUAUACAUUAGAACAAUGAAUGGAGUAUAGAAAGAAAAUCUAUCAAUACGUAGGUGAUAGCUAUAAACCAGCUGCAACUGAAGUAGCAGAAAAGCCUUGGCUUAUCCCAGGAGCUAACAUUUCUGAUUGGUUUAAUUUUGGAUUUGAUGAAGAAAGCUGAAAUGAGUUUUUAUUAAAUCAAAUAGCUUUACGGCAAGCCAAAAUCCUUGAAAAAGAAAAACAAAUGCAGGAAGCCGUUGCCAAAAGAAAAGAACGACGAUCUUCAUCCACAGAAAAAGCAGAAAGAAAGCAUCAUGAAAAAUCUAAACACAAAAAACACAACGAUUUCAAAAAAAGCAGAAGAUAA
Molecule: messenger RNA, 492 nt
Organism: Blepharisma stoltei
Lineage: Eukaryota; Ciliophora; Heterotrichea; Heterotrichida; Blepharismidae
Source: the annotation of a GenBank genome assembly